Molecule: messenger RNA, 2095 nt
Organism: Cadophora gregata
Lineage: Eukaryota; Fungi; Ascomycota; Leotiomycetes; Helotiales; Ploettnerulaceae
Product: hexose transporter hxt1
Exons: 3
Coding region: 31-1890 (619 amino acids)
Biological process (GO): carbohydrate transport; transmembrane transport
Cellular component (GO): plasma membrane
Molecular function (GO): carbohydrate:proton symporter activity
Source: RefSeq, a predicted model, not a curated record
UGAGCCUCAAACUCAACCAUCACCGCAACAAUGAAGUUCUUUUCCAAGAAGCAGGAUGUGGAACACAGUAAUAGUAGUACUGCUGUCCCAUCUGCAGCCAACUCGAUAGACAACCCAGGAGCACGACAAGCCGUCCUGGGCGAGAAGGAUUUCCACAAUGGCAAUGGAAGCAGUGCCAACACGAAAGUGCCCGCAAUCACGAUUCGAACUGUUAUUAUGGGAAUCUUGGUAGCAAUGGGAGGUUUUAUCUUCGGUUACGAUACCGGACAAAUCUCCGGAUUCCUCGAAAUGAAAGUCUUUCUUGAGCGAUUUGGUGAGAGGACAGAGGUUUCAGAAAAAUAUCCACAUGGAUUCUACUUCACCAACGUUCGAUCUGGUUUGAUCGUAGCUCUGCUAUCUAUCGGUACUCUCUUCGGUUGUCUAAUUGCUGGGCCAUUCGCCAACAAAUAUGGACGCAAAUGGUGCAUUCCCGUUUGGUGUCUGAUCUUCUGUAUCGGUGUCGUCGUUCAAAUGGCAGUCGGUCAAGGAAUGUGGGUUGGUAUUGUGAUGGGCAGAUGGGUAGCAGGUCUUGGAGUCGGAGGACUCUCCGUCCUCGUCCCUCUCUACAUGUCCGAAACCUCACCCGUCCCCGUCCGAGGAGCCGUAGUAUCCUGCUACCAACUCUUCAUCACCAUAGGUAUCUUCGUUGCAGACUGCAUCAACUUCGGCACCGAAGGCAUGCUCAACACCGGCUCGUACCGCAUCCCCAUGGGAAUCGGCUUCAUCUGGGCCAUCAUCCUCGGCGUCGGAAUCAUCUUCCUCCCUGAAUCCCCCCGCCACGACUGGAACCACGGCCGCUCCUCCAGAGCCACAACCACCAUGUCCAAGUUCUACGGACUCUCAGAGACUCACCCUCUCAUCCGAAACGAGACCGCCGAGAUCGAAAAAGUCAUGCAGGCCACCCAAGGCGACCACCCCUGGUACGAGGCCCUUACCGGACCACGCAUGUUCUACCGCAUCGCCCUCGCCAUGAGUCUUCAGAUGCUUCAACAGUUGACAGGAGCCAAUUAUUUUUUCUACUACGGCACAACCGUGUUCUCCGGCGUCGGUUUGGACAACUCCUACGUCACAGCCAUGAUCCUCGGCGGCGUCAACGUCGGCGCAACCUUUGCUGGCGUCUACCUCGCCCGCAACGGCCGCCGCCGCGAAUCCCUCUACAUCGGCGCCCUCUGGCAAUGCAUGUGUUUCCUGAUCUUCGCCUCCGUAGGCCAAUUCAUCUUCAAAGGCGCCGUGCCGGAAUCCUCCACGGCAAAAACAGCCGGCACAGUCAUGAUCGUUUUCGCUUGCCUGUUCAUCGUCUCUUUUGCUAUGACCUGGGGUCCACUCGUGUGGGCUUGCAUCGCAGAAAUGUUUCCUUACCGGUAUAGAGCCGUCGGCAUGGCUCUCGCUACUAGCGCGAACUGGAUCUGGAAUUUCAUGCUCGCGUUCUUCACGCCCUUCAUCACAGGCGAGAUCGAAUUCGCCUACGGCUACGUCUUUGCGGGGUGUAACCUCGCGGCUUUCUUCCUGGUGUAUUUCUUCCUGAUUGAAUCUUCCGGUAAGACGCUCGAGGAGGUCGAUGCUAUGUAUCUCUUGCAUGUCCGACCCCUUGGGAGUGGGAAAUUUGAGUUCGAUGAGGAGACUAGGGAGAAUAUUGGGCAGGGGGGACUUGGGACGGAUAAUAUGAGGUUGGAGGGGAAGGGGAGGAAUAUUAGGAAGGAGAGGGAGGCGGGGGUUGGGGGGGUGGUGCAGGAUGAGGGGUUGGGGGUGGGAGAGAGGGAUGGGAGGGGGGAGGUGAGGGAUGGGAGGGGGGAGGUGAGGGAUGAGACGGGGAGGAAUGCGCCGCCUAUGAGUGGUGGUGUGAGGGCGUAGAAAGUGGAGAGAAGUUGGUUUUUUUUUGUGUAUGAUUUUUGGAAGUGUUGCAUUGUUUGCGGGGCGGGAUUGGAGUUUGGGAAGCGAGUUUUUAUCUUGGAGGUGGGUGGUGACCCGAGUGGAUCUGUAUACAUAUUUCCUGUACAGUAUCUAGUUGGACAAAUAUGUCUAAACAAACAAAAGAAACCAAAACAAUUUUUCCGAA